Molecule: messenger RNA, 10105 nt
Organism: Porites lobata
Lineage: Eukaryota; Metazoa; Cnidaria; Anthozoa; Scleractinia; Poritidae
Source: the annotation of a GenBank genome assembly
AUGGCGAACCGCACUGUUUCGGACGCUAAAACGGUGAAAGGAACCAAUCCCCAAUAUCUUGUCGAAAAAAUCAUCCGUUCGCGUAUUUAUGAGAGUAAAUAUUGGAAGGAACAAUGCUUUGCCCUUUCAGGUAAGCCGUUUGAGUGUUUCAAAUUUGUUUUCUUUGUUUUGCCCAACAAUGUUGUGCUUUGUGCACAGUUCUGUAAACGUAACCGUUUGCAAGAUUUUUUCAGGCUGAGCAUUUUGAUAACCUCAAAAAACGUUUAGCAGAUGCUGUUUUCAUUUAAGAUGAAGAAAAAAACGAGACGAAAGCUUUCUUGACAACUUAAAAAUACCUUAACUAGAGCAAAUCUUAGAAACGUUUGUCAGUGUUAUGUAUCGGUCAAAUCGAAGCUCCAACAUUCCCCCCCCCCCGGGCAUACCCCGGGCAUUAGACACCUUUGCCGUCCCGGGGAGGAGGGAAUUUGAUUAGCAGAGACUUCCAGGGGGUGGGAAAUUGGAUCCCCGUGUGUUAGGGGUGGGGAAUAUGAAUUGCACCCUCGAUUUCAUGUGAAAUCUUUGGCAUGUUGAGCUAUCAUGGGGGACGCGGUGUUAGAGGAUUUUCGUGGAAAAGGUUGUGCCUUUGUGGCCAAUUGGUUACGAGGCAAGGGCUUAAACAAGCUUUGUGCCGUAUUUGAAGGUAUUUAAGUUUUAAUAGUUUUAAUAUUGGAUUCAGGUUUUGAAUAUGAAUGUAUUAAGUUGUGUUUACAAUGAAAUACAUUACCUAUACCGGUGAUUCAAUACAACAAUUAAAAGCUCAACAGAGGUCAAUAGCGCUUUCUACUAAUGACGUCACAAAUUCCUGGUCCCUGCUGUGACUCAGACAUUAAACCUGACCAGUGUAAGAGUUUAGUAUGGGAAAGACUGUGAUUGCGAGAUGCGGUUCGCUAGUCCAAUCCACAAAAAUGACCCUUGCUCGCCAACGAGUCCUCAGUAGCUCAGAGGUUAGAGCAUCUGAUCUGGAACAUGAAGGGUUGUGGGUUCGAAUCCCAUCUGGGGUUCAGAUUUUUUCUGUGUCCUCUUAUGGUUGAUUCUUUACAUCUCCCUUUAUUUCCUUUAUAAAGUCACGUUCGCAACAAAUUUUUCUCGCCUUUGAGGAUGUUUAUCGUCAAAGGAAACAAAAUCUAGCCUGAAUUUCAUCCAAUUACUUGAGUCGUUAUUACUCCCUCAGUAACGUCUGAAUCGACCAGCCAUUAAUGCCAUCCAGUGACGUCACUACUCCUUGACCUUUGCUUUAAUUCAUGCAAAAAGUAAAACACGAUUUUCAAGUGGCAAACCGAGAAAUAUCGUUUGGAAAUGUCUGCAUGAUACAGAAUCGCUUUAUUUUUUUCGAUCGUAAUUCAUGUCUAACAUUCAAACUAUCGACUGCAUGCAGUACAACUCUGAACCGGUUGUACUGAAAUCUAUAAUCAAACUCGAUUGCGAUCAUGCAAUGAAAUAAACACACACAUGAAACACUUAGUUCAAAAACACAAGAUUUGCUUUAAUUGAAAAGAAGCUAUUUGGUCCUUAACGAAUAAAAAAAAAACAAGGAAACCAGAAAGAAAAGCUAACAGAAUCAUUACACUUGAUGGUGAAAAUAACAAGAAGGUCGAACUAUAACUGUACAUUGAUCUCAGAAAACUUCGUGUAAACAAAAUCACUGGCCGCCAAAACCACAAAGCGGCUCUAAAUGAAAAACCUACUGACUGUCCGCAAUGAUUCUUCAUUCACAGAAAUUACAUACAGUGUGCACAUUGUGUAGGUCACAUUUGAUUUCAAGUAAAUUUUGAUUUAACCUGGGUUGAUUAUCUAUGACUGCCUUUGUCUCCUAGUCCCAAAGAACAAAAGAAAUCGAAAAUCAACCAACAGUGUAGGUUAAAAAAACUUUAGCAUGAAAUCCAAAUUAAUUUGACCUGUAACAUCUGUAGAAAUGUAUAUUAAAAUUAUUACUCAGCAUUACAUGUACAUGUAUGUCAAGAUUAAACAUUCUGAAAAGCAUUUGCAUCCUGAAGUUUAGCCUGAGAAAACAGCUGACAUUUUUGCAAUGCCACCACUGGUCUCCCAAGAUGUCUGAGAAACGAGAACAGAAACUCGAUGCUGAUGACGUGUCAUGACCAAGAUCUGGGUAGUGUUUCAGAGUGGUUAAAAUUUUGCUUCAACCAAUAAGAAGCACUACCCAGAUCUGUGUAGUGACACGUCAACAAUAUGGAAUAUCUGUAUAGAAUAUCUUGGUACUUUGCAAGGAAACCAGUGGUUUUUUUAGGAAAUGUUGGCUGUUUUCUCAGGCUACGUGAAGUUUGAACAUGCGGUUAUUCUGUCAUAUUUAAUUCUGGACACGGUGCCAAUAUUAUGUUGUUGUCUUUUUGGGCCAAAAGCGAACACCUAAUCGAAUUAUUAGAAUGUGCAGGCAGUGUUUUCUACCAAAGCGGUUUGUGAAGCUGCUUGUAAGCAAGUUGGUCAAAAAUUACAAAAACUGAUUGUUUACAGAAAGAGUGUUGCAUACAUGUACAUUGUUUACCUAAGUUUUCCUUUUUCAUGCAUAGUGCUCUGUGGAAAUAUUACUACGUGCAAUGCUCUUCUUAACGGUGAUUUAAUUUAUCUCUGGACAUCCUGCAUGUGCAAUGUACAUGUACCAGUACAUAGUGUUAGGGUGCUGAGUUUUCUUUUCUUUUUUUUAACACUUAGCUGAGUUAUUGGUAGACAAGGCCAUGGAGAUAGAUCAUGUUGGAGGCACAUUUGGAGGAAACAUUAAGCCAACACCUUUCCUUUGCCUGGUGUUGAAAAUGUUACAAAUUCAGCCUGAAAAGGAAAUUGUUGUAGAGUUUAUCAAGAAUGAGGACUACAAGUAAGCCAGACAACAAUAUUAUUACUUGACUGUAUAUUCAUUGAGGUGUAGUGAAACACAUGUGGAUGGUGCAGUCUCUCCUUUCAUUCACGUUUUAAAUACUGCCAUUAAAUUUUGAAACAUUGAUCAUUAAAAAGUUAACAUAAAUUAAAACUUCAAAAAAUUAAUGCUGUAUGAGGUGUCAAACUGAGCUAAAUUCUUCUCAUUGCUAGGAAACAGUAUUCUAAAAGUCAUUUCUUAUUUCUAAUGAUUGAAUUAAGCAAUAGAAAACGUUUUCUGUGUUUGCAUAGCCUGAUAUAAACACGAGAGGCAGGGUUUGAGCUAGAAUUUGAUCACUGGGGGACAAUUUGUCCCCUUGGCUAAAAUUUUGGGGGACGUUUUUAUUUUUAGGGGGACAGAAAUUUGUACACCCUUCUGCUGAUGCAAAGAGGUUUGUCUUCUUAGAUUUCUGACAAAAAUAGCUGAACAUCGCCUGAGACCUUUUCAUAACACAACCACGUGUGAUCUCGUGAUUUUUUUGGGUUUCGGCCUGGCUCAAACUCUGGAGAGGGGUUGGGAGAAUUUGAAAAAGUUAUGUAAACCCGAGACGAAGUCAAGGGUUUGCAUAACUGUCGAGAAUUCUCCCAACGCCUCGUGUGUUUAUACCAGCCUAUGCAAACUCAGGAAAAAAGUUUUCUAUUUCUUUUAUAAAAUAACUUUCCCGAGAAAACGCAAAACUCUUUGUAUGGCUCUGAUUAAGAGAGAAAUUCUUACCAGUUGCAAAGUCUUGUCCUUGAAGUCUUGCCUGCGUAAUCAGUUGUUGUUUUGCAAAAAGAUGCUCUCCAAAAUAUGGAUUUUUCUCACUUAAAAUGUCAGCUUAAGCGAAGAAAAAUUGACACACCUUCUUUGUAACGAUUUUCCAAGUUUCAGCCGACGAAGGAAUGGGUAACUAAAGUAAAAUUGUGGAGUUUUGAACUCAAAAACAUUUUCAAAUUCGUGCUUGCCUGAUUAGCGUGCGAAAAGCAAAAUAUCUUGAUGCCACAACCAUGUUUACAUACUCCUCUCGGCCAAUCAGAGUGCACGUACUUUCUUAGUUAUUUUAUGAAAUGUGAUAUAAUGUGAUAUAAAGUGUACUUAGUGGUGCCUUGAAUAUUCUUUGCUUAAGUUUGAUACUGUGUAACUCUUUAGAUAUGUGCGAGCUUUGGGAGCCAUGUACAUGAGACUGGUAGGGACAUCACUUGACUGUUAUAACUAUCUGGAGCCACUCUACAAUGACUACAGGAAAAUCAGAAGAAAGGACAAAAUGGGAAGUAAGUAACAGAAUGAUACUGUAUGUAUUGUAUAAACAUGUCAUAAACAGUUUUACCAUAUUUAUUCAAUUAACCGCCCUGGGCGGUAUUAAAUUUUUGGACCUUGAGAGUGGGCACUUAUGCAAGGUGGGCGCUUAUUCGAGGCUGGGUGCUUAUUAAAUUUUCACUAUUCUCAACAAGUGUAGUAGUUUAUUUUGCAACAAAACAGUAAAUGCUAAUAACAAAAAGCGAAAGUGUAACAAAAGCAAGGUUUCUGUAAAAUACUCUGAAGAAAACUCCAUCUUCGGGAGGGUCUCUUAUUAUCUCUUAUUUGAGUUUUUGUGGGAGGGAGUGGGGUGGGGUGUUCGCUUAUUUGAGGCUGGGCACUUAUUAACUUUUUCUGCCUUUAGGAUGGGUGCUUAUUCAAGGUGGGCGCUAAUUCGAGGUUGGGCGCUUAUUCGAAUAAAUAUGGUAUCAACAUUUCUAUUACAGUGGAGGUUACUACAUGUAUUACAACCUGAUUAUGUAAAUUAGUAGCAAAAUAAUAAAUUUACUGAAUAGUGUCACAGAAACAAAACUUGGUUAAUCUUUUGGAGUUACAUGUUACUACUACAGCGUAUGAGUUAUAUUGUACAGAUCAAAUUUGAUUUCAGGUUAAUUUUUUUUUCACCUACACCUGUACAGGGUUGUCACCAAGAUUUCAAGUUGCCGGGUAAAUACAACAAGUAGGCGGGGAAUCAAAUGGCCAGGGAUUUCUUUUGGUUCUAUUUUUCUUCUAUUUUCCGAUAAAAUUAGGCGGGGGCUACUCUCUUAGUAGCCAGGGAAAAUCCCCGGCCCCCGGCUCUUAAUGACAACCCUGCCUGUAGCAGGGUGCAAAGAAAGUCAGUUUUACAGCUUGCCAUCCAAGUAAGCUGUAGCUAGCAUGUAAUAGCUGAAGUUGUUUCAACCAGCCUGCCAAAAAAAUUGGAGCAGUAUUGAUUACAAUUGAUUUGUUACAAUUCCAGUGGAAAUGUCACAAAAUAUUGGCUGUUUACUCAGGUUACAGAAUCCCUUUUGUUUUUCCUUUCACAUCUUAAUUCAGAAAUCCCAGUGAGCUUUAAAUAACAGCAGUCCUAAUUAGCUCAAGAAAGCAAAACGCUAAAGGAUUAUGUUGGUAGAAGUAAAAUGGCGUCAUCAUGCCAAUUGCCUGUUGUUAUUUAAACUUUUGCAUUUUCAAUUUAAAAGAAAUGGAGCUAUCGCACAUGGAUGAGUUUAUUGAUGAGCUGCUCAGGGAAGAGAGAGCCUGUGAUGUGAUUUUGCCACGCAUUCAGGUAACGGUGUUUAGUUGUUCAGAUACUGGACGCACCCAUCCAUAGUAGAAAUGCACAUGCCUUAAGAUAAAGUCAUCAUCUGCGUUCAAAACGAUUCAUUGGGUGCUGUUUUAGCCACAUGUUUACAUUGUACAUUAUGUAAUGAGUUUCACAAUCAUGCACUUUAUCAUAGGGCACAAAUCUGCAUUUAAGUAGACCAUUGUGAAAAAUGUUAAAUAUUCCAUUUUUAUGCAUUACGCACAUACAAGUUAAUUUUUCAAGUGGACAUGUAAGGAAUGGUCUUGCAGUAAACGAUUUGGACCAUAGUUCUAUAGGUGUAGAUUCAAGCAUUAAAGCCAUCAUGCUCUUUUGCUCAGACAAACAACACUUUGCUCCACUCGACCUCUCUCCACCCACAUUUAGGUUAAUACAGUGUAAAUAGUUACCGGAGAGGACAAGCAUUAAGUCCAGGGAGAGUGACAAUUCCAAUAGGUGCCUCUUGCUGCUUAAACCAGGGCAAUCCUUCCUAUUACACUGUACAUGUAUCUGUGCCUCACUGGUCCAAAGGGCACCUUUCCUUCACUUUGUUUGUAAAAACGUGUCACUGUGUAGUUAGUAUAGAAAGAGUGAGCAAUUACUAGCUGAUUCAGAACCAUUCAUGAAUUGUGUGGUGGUUGAGAAAAAAACAUAAAUUGACCCUCAAUCUCUCAAACAAUGUUUGGUCAGAUUUAUAAAACAAAGCGGAUUUAGGAAGACGAGGGAAUAAAGACAUUUUUUACCCUCUGGUAUGACUGCAAACGUUAGCUGUUAUUGACAUUUGUGAACCUACACUGUAGCUUUUCAUUAUAAUUGGAGGUUUCCAACAAUACAUUUGUAUUUUCUUUGUUUAUGAAAGGCCUCUAUAAAAGGUUGAAAAUCUAAAAAAAAAUGGUCAUUCAUUUGAUAAAUACCUAAAAUCUGAACGUGAAAUAAUCCUUUAUUACGUUUAGCAGCCUGAACAAAAUUGUACAGUUUCAUAAGCAACUUAUCAGCUAUGUAUUUGCUUUUUCAGAAGCGGCAGGCAUUGGAAAACAAUAACCAGCUGGAACCAAGGGUAAGUAACGGUAAAAUACACCUAAUUGCAAUGAAAAAAGUGGAAAUUUUCCAAGAAAUAAAAGUACAUGAAGGAAUAAAAUCAGGAACAUCGGCACAUCAGGCAGACCACACUCUGUUUGUGCGGCGGUUGUUGUUUUAUAAAUCUGAGCAUCGAACUUUUGUACUGAAAGUUUUUACGUGAAUUGGUAAUCCCGAAUAAUAAUAAUAAAACAAAAGAUUGACGCAUUCUGGUUGUACAUUAGUAAUCAAAAGACGCAACCUAAGCAUGCGGUUAAGUGUAGUUGUAUAUAGAGGUAGGUGUACAUAUAUUUUGAUAGGUAGAUAACUCUGUUUUGUCUUACGUGCACAUAGCGAAGCCUUCUUGACGAUGAUUUAGAAGACAUGGAAUCCGAGUCAGAGGAAGAGGAGGAGAGACAGGUACAAUGGAUGUUCUUUCCAGACACAGUAUCCAGUGGCGAAUCAGACUCCGGCCCAAAGGACCGCAAAACUUUUUUGGACACCGCACCACCCUCCCCCCCCCCCCAACACCCGAAGGUCUAGAUGCGCCACUGGUAUCAUUACCCCAUGUUAGGUUUCAGUGCUAAAUUACCCGCAGGAAUGUUGUGCUUAUAGCAUAGAAUUUCUUGCAAUAAAGUAUUUAAGAAAGAUACACUGAAGGCCCCCUUUAAACAUCCCUUUCAACUCUUACAAGGGUGUGCCUUUAUUUACAACAUAAUUUUCGUCUUUAGUUUUUCGCGCCUUGGCGUUGCAGGGAGGCGAGGUCUGAGAGAGCUGUGCGACCAGGGAAGGCGCAGAAAAAACUAUCGUUUUAAAGUAUAAGAAAGGUUUACAUCGACUUGUGAAGUUACACGCAAAAAAGGGCUUAUUUAUCAACUCCAAGCAGCUUCAAACAGCUGAGGGUUUCACUUUUGCUAAGGGGUCAAAUUAAUGUACUCUCUCGCUUGAUUUUUACUCAGUACUCAUUAGUUAACCAGCCUUCUCCUUUUGCACUGUUCACAUCGUUUUUAGUCACUCACAGUGAUCUUUCCAUGUUUUAUAAAGUCCCCACGUCGGAGAAGCAGAAGUCGCAGUCCUUCACCAAAGCGUGGAUACCGUGAUCACGACAAAAGUCGAAGACGCAGCCGAUCUCCAGCACACCACAGGUACAGUGUACAUUUAUGACGAGGAGACUGUGAUAAGUCUAGAGUAACAGUAGUGUGGGCACGCUUUACGGUCAUUUCGCCCCCAAGUCAAUUCGCCCCGGUUACUUAUCCCCCUAUUUUAGAACAAGGAAUGUUUUAUUUGAAGCUUGCUUGUCAUAGUUUAUGGCUUUAAGAACGCGGAAUAUUACACUUGAAGGGCGCUUGGUUUGCUUUACGGCAUAUAGAAAGAGGAACAUUACAUUUGAAGCGCGCUAAAUGACUCGAAAAUAGGGAACUAAGUAACCGGGGCGAAAUGACGUAGCGGGGAAACGAGAGCGUGGGCCGAGAGUGACGCCAUUAACCCUUUAAGCCCUAAGAGUGAUCAGCAUCAAAUUUCUCCUUGUAAUAUCUAGUAAUAUGUGCUUUGUAAAACAGUGGUCAUGAAAAUUGCGGACAUGAUCAAACAAGAUGAAUUUGUUUGAUAUUUCAUCAACUUCUCCCCACUCCUUGUGUAGGAAGUGAAUAGGGGCAACAAAUGAGAAUUCAAAUUUUGAUCUUAGGGUUUAAAGGGUUAACCUUGAACUAAAGGAAGAUUCCUUGGUGUAGCAGUUUCAGACUGUACAGUACGUCGUCAGACAAAAGAUACGCAAAACAGCGAGCUUUUAUGCUUGGUCAUUCUUAUCCAGAUUGCAGGAUGUAAGCUAAGAAAGAGUUGAUACUAAUGACACAAAUGAUUCUUAGGCUUUCCCAUUAUACAUGUAGUCACCAACGAAUCGAGUGUUCGAAGAUUUACCUUAAAAGUUAUUUAUUCAUUCAUUGCUUGUUUGUUUAUUAUUUACUUGUUAUUUUCCCGAUAGACGCAGUCGGUCCAGAUCACCCCGUCGUCGUCGACGAAGGUACGUUACAGAGUUAAAGGGGCAUGGAACCCAUUUGCUGAUUAGGGCAGCCUGCAGUGCAGGCCUUUUCUUCGGGUGCGAAUGUUUUUGCUCGCGAAAGCGCCAUGUUGAAACUUCAAAAGAGAGGAGGAAAUAACCAAAGAUGGCGGCUACAACAAUUACGAACAUAUACAAGCAGCUUUCGCCCCCAAAAGACGCCUGCGCUUCAGGCUAAAAUUAGAGCUUUUGUUAUACCUCUGCGGGGUUGACCAAUUUAAACAGGAAAGCAAAAACGGCACGAAUUCUCCCUGUAGUUGUAGUCUGCAGAUGCCGUCAAUGUGAAGAUGACCUAUUUGUUAUAUGGAAUUAGUAGGCAAAUUUGCAUAAAGGGGGGAGGGGGAGGGGGGCAGGGGCAGAAGUAAUGGAAGAUGACCUCUACCGCCAUACUUAUUGAUUAGUUGAGAAGCAAAUUCAGGAAAAUGAGAGAUCGCUCGGUUAAGAAGUAAUGGUAGUGACCUUUGUUAUCCGACAAUUGUCUUAUAAAUUGAUUAUUUGCGUCUUUUAUCAUUUUAGUGCUUCUCCCAAAAGGCGCGGACACAGAAGCCGAAGUCGUUCUCCGCAUCGUCGUCAUUCCAGAUCACGCUCUCGGUCGCGUUCGCCUCAUCGUCGGCGUCACCGUUCAAAGUCGAAGUCACGAUCAAGGUCUCCGGACAAGUCGUCAAAGAAAUCGAAGAAGUCGGACAAAUCCGACAAGAAACGAGAGAAGGAAAGCGAGAACAGUGGAAUGAGUAAAGAAGAGUUGGAGAUUAAGGAGGCAAAUGAACUCAGGGCUAAGCUUGGCCUCAAGCCCUUAAAACCUUGAAAGACUUCGCGUAGACGUUAAUGCUUUCUGUAUUCAUCCGUUGAGUUACUAAGCAGUUCUUACUGAAAUGUCUUAACCAAUCUUGCUGAACUUUUCACCGUCAAUCCUCGCUGGUUUCUGUCGAGAAUUGAAGAGUUCUAUACACGGAAGUGCGACGUGCUAUGACAAAGAAAAUCCAUGACUGAUUCAUACUACUUAGGGCUAUUGAGAUUAGGAUUAGUCAUAACCAGUUGUGAGACCGUUUGUUGCAUAUCAAACAAAAGAGAAUCCUUGAAUUCUUGACAGAUGUUUCCUUAAUCAGUCAUUAAGCAAUAUCAGAAACGAUCGACUGUUCUUGUAUUUUAUUGCUUUUGUCAGCGUAGCACAGAAAGGUGUUUUACUAACGUUUUUUAUGACCCAAUACAGAAACUUACGUAUGAAAGUCUACAAAGAUGCGCAGCUUACCCCUGAUUCUAUAUAAAGUUCCACGUACUGUGCUGAGAGAUGUUUGAUUAAGUUUACUUGCCUUACGUUUGUAUCCAUUGCCGUUUAUUUGCUCGUCAAAACCAUAACCUGCGAGCAACCGCACCAUUUCGAGUGGCGAGCAAAGCUGGCCGUGAGAGAACGCGUGAAUCAGGGGCAGGAAAGAAGAUACACCCCGCCCCCCUCCUAUCACUGGCGGCUCCUUUCGCUUUCCACUUUCGUGUGAAUGAAUCAAAACUAAUAUUAAUAAAACCACAAUUUUAGCGA